UCCUCCCUCCCUCCCCCCUCUCCUCUCUCCUCUCCUUCCUCCCCUUUUCUCACCCCCUCCCUUUCCCUCUCCCUCUUCUCUCUCUCAGCUCCCUAACAUUAAAGAGAAAAUGCUGCUAUCAGUGACUUCCAGGCCUGGGAUUUCGACUUUUGGCUACAACAGAAACAACAAGAAGCCAUAUGUGUCAUUGACUCAGCAGAUGGCACCACCUAGUCCAAGCAACAGUACCCCUAACAGCAGCAGUGGGAGCAAUGGAAAUGACCAGCUGAGCAAAACCAACUUGUACAUCCGGGGAUUGCAGCCAGGCACUACUGACCAGGACCUUGUCAAACUGUGUCAGCCAUAUGGCAAGAUUGUUUCCACUAAGGCCAUACUGGACAAGACCACAAACAAAUGUAAAGGCUAUGGCUUUGUGGAUUUUGACAGUCCUUCAGCAGCACAGAAAGCUGUAACAGCACUGAAAGCCAGUGGUGUACAGGCACAGAUGGCAAAGCAACAGGAGCAGGACCCCACAAAUUUAUACAUCUCAAACCUCCCACUGUCAAUGGAUGAGCAAGAACUGGAGGGGAUGCUAAAGCCCUUUGGCCAGGUUAUCUCCACCCGAAUCCUUCGAGACACCAGUGGGACCAGCAGAGGGGUUGGCUUUGCAAGGAUGGAGUCCACAGAGAAGUGUGAAGCCAUCAUCACCCACUUUAAUGGAAAAUAUAUUAAGACACCCCCUGGAGUACAAGCCCCAGCUGAUCCCUUGCUUUGCAAAUUUGCUGAUGGUGGGCCAAAGAAACGACAAAACCAUGGAAAGUUUGUGCAAAAUGGACGGGCCUGGCCAAGGAAUGGAGACAUGGGUGGUAUGGCCUUGACCUAUGACCCCGCCGCAGCUCUUCAGAAUGGGUUUUACCCAGCCCCUUACAACAUCACUCCCAGCAGGAUGCUUGCUCAGUCUGCACUCUCCCCAUACCUUCCAUCUCCUGUGUCUUCGUAUCAGAGAGUGACUCAGACGUCUCCACUACAAGUACCUAACCCAUCUUGGAUGCACCACCAGUCAUACCUCAUGCAACCUUCAGGUUCAGUUCUGACACCAGGGAUGGAGCACCCCAUAUCUCUCCAGCCUGCCUCCAUGAUGGGACCCCUCACCCAGCAACUAGGCCACCUUUCCAUCAGCAGCACAGGCACGUAUAUGCCAGCAGCAGCAGCUGUGCAAGGAGCUUACAUCUCCCAGUACACCCCUGUGCCUUCUUCCGGUGUUUCAGUUGAGGAGAGCAGCGGCCAGCAGAGCCAAGUCGCGGUGGACACGCCCUCAGACCAUGGGGUCUAUUCUUUCCAGUUCAACAAGUAACCAUGGGAUCCCCAUCUUUGCUGAAUAGAAAUGAAUUCUCGGAGAUACUGAUGCUCCAGAGGACUCCAGAGGACUCACCGGGAAUGCAGACGUCUGUCGGUCUUGCUAAGGACUAACACUUAGCCAUUGAGUUUUACAGGCCUGGACCUGGAAAAAGAAAUCCCUACAUUCCUGCCCUUUGCUGUUUCUCCAUUGCUGAUGGAGCCUGGGGGAACCGUCACUUUUUGUGUGUGCUACAUUCAAGGAGAUCAAAAAAAACUUUUUUUCUUUUGCAAAGAAAGUUUUUUGUUUGUUUUUAACUGCAAUGUACUCUUUUUCUAUCCCAAAGAAACAUGGUGGCUGGAGCUUCUUAUAUAUAUGGAAAACAGUUUUUGAUGUAUUGGAAUUUGGAGAGGCUUUAAAAAAAAAACAAUUUGUAAUUAUUUCCUUAAAAAACAGAAAGAUGUGGUGUUAGAACACUGAUGAAGGAGCCCCACUUUGGUUUUGGACUUAUUUUGAUGUGUGUAUGUGUUUAAGAAAACAUGCAAACUUUUAA
This is a messenger RNA of Carlito syrichta (Philippine tarsier), 1868 nucleotides long. It is a transcript of the gene RBMS2, whose product is annotated as RNA binding motif single stranded interacting protein 2. The record is from RefSeq and is a predicted model, not a curated record. Gene Ontology annotation, cellular component: nucleus; cytosol; ribonucleoprotein complex. Gene Ontology annotation, molecular function: mRNA 3'-UTR binding; poly(A) binding; poly(U) RNA binding. NCBI's taxonomy places the organism in Eukaryota, Metazoa, Chordata, Mammalia, Primates, Tarsiidae. The transcript is spliced from 14 exons. Bases 110 to 1333 code for a protein of 407 amino acids.